UCCACACCCUUUUUCAUUCCUUUGUUUUUCUUUCUCUCACUUCCCGUUUCUCUUUCAGAAAAAGGAAAGUUCAAGCUAAGCUAAAACUCUGAACUUUCCCCUUCUCAGUCUCCUCAGGGACAGAGAAAGAUUAAACGAAAGGAAAAGAAAAAGACUUCUUCUUUUUUUCCCUAAAAGAAAAGUUGAUCUUUUUUUGUUUGGUUCGAUUCUCUUUAGCCAUUUCCUUUUUGCAUGUAGAUGCUCUUUGGUAGCCUUAACUCGCCACUUCGACUCACUUCAAUCCAUGGCUAAUAACCCCAACGAGUCCCCCGCUGAUGAUUUCCUCGAGCAAAUCCUCGGACUCUCCCACUUUGCGCCUACUGAGACUGGCUUAGCGGGGCCCGACGGUAGAUUGUCUGGAAACGCCACGACGGCUGGAGCGCCAAUGCUUCUGCAGCUCAGCUCCGGCGGUGGCACCGGACACAUCGGCGCUAUAGGCGGCGGUGGAGGCGGUGCGUUUCACGGACAGGUUUUUCCAUUGGGAUUGAGCUUGGAGCAAGGAAAAGGUGGGUUUUUGAAGCCCGAGGAAGCAUCCGGUAGCAGCAAGCGCUUCCGCAACGAGGUCGUUGAUGGCAGAGCUUUUUCUGUUAAAAACGUUUUCCAUGGACAACCAGUGCCAGCUACUGUUGCUGCUGGACCACAUCCACCAGCAAUGCGUCCGAGGGUGAGGGCUAGACGAGGACAGGCCACAGAUCCACAUAGCAUUGCUGAGCGGUUGCGCAGGGAGAGAAUUGCCGAAAGAAUCCGGGCAUUGCAGGAACUUGUUCCUAGUGUUAACAAGACUGAUAGAGCAGCAAUGCUUGAUGAAAUUGUAGAUUAUGUGAAGUUCCUGAGGCUCCAAGUUAAGGUCUUGAGCAUGAGUAGGUUGGGCGCAGCUGGUGCAGUGGCACCACUCGUAACGGACCUCCCACUAUCGUCAGUUGAGCAGGAUGAAAGUGGCGAGGGAGGAAGAAGCCAACCAGCCUGGGAGAAAUGGUCAAAUGAUGGCACAGAGAGACAAGUAGCUAAGCUGAUGGAAGAAGAUGUCGGAGCUGCCAUGCAAUUCCUUCAAUCAAAGGCUCUUUGCGUCAUGCCAAUUUCACUGGCCACUGCAAUUUACCACACGCAAUCUCCGGAUACCUCCUCUGUUGUUAAGCCGGAAACAAAUCCUCCUUCAUAGACACCUCACAUGAGAAAAAGAGGAAAAGAAAACGGUGUAUCAUAUGGUGGGGGAGACUGUGGACAAAGACGGAAGCACUUUUCUUGUGUAGUGAUGGGGCAUGGAUUUUUGGGUUUGGUGGGAUGUGGGACCCGCAAAAGGAGAUGGAUGAGAUGAGUAUAUUUACAUAUUAUAACAAUAAAAUAUUACAAUAUUGAUAGUGUUAGUGUAAGUAACAGUGUAAUUUCACAGGGAAGGGCUAAAGUAGAAGAAGGGAUAAUGGUUGGCUGAUUUUAUAAAAUGCUGAUUGAAUAAAAUAGAUGGAUUGGUUCACGUUUCAGAAAA
Molecule: messenger RNA, 1522 nt
Organism: Gossypium raimondii (Peruvian cotton)
Lineage: Eukaryota; Viridiplantae; Streptophyta; Magnoliopsida; Malvales; Malvaceae
Product: transcription factor UNE12
Exons: 7
Coding region: 284-1198 (304 amino acids)
Biological process (GO): regulation of transcription by RNA polymerase II
Cellular component (GO): nucleus
Molecular function (GO): DNA-binding transcription factor activity, RNA polymerase II-specific; RNA polymerase II cis-regulatory region sequence-specific DNA binding; protein dimerization activity
Source: RefSeq, a predicted model, not a curated record